Messenger RNA from Penicillium maclennaniae, 1455 nucleotides. RefSeq names its product putative GABA permease. Gene Ontology annotation, molecular function: transmembrane transporter activity. NCBI's taxonomy places the organism in Eukaryota, Fungi, Ascomycota, Eurotiomycetes, Eurotiales, Aspergillaceae. The transcript is spliced from 7 exons. Gene Ontology annotation, cellular component: membrane. The coding region runs from base 1 to 1455 and encodes 484 amino acids. The record is from RefSeq and is a predicted model, not a curated record. Gene Ontology annotation, biological process: transmembrane transport.
AUGAUGUCUCGGCUCAGGUCUGGGAAUGAUUCCCAAAUGACUGCUACUGCUAAUGAUUAUGACCAUGACGAGGAGGAUUUUCCUCAAAAGGGGCUUGUUGCGCCCAAGUAUAUGGGGACGAUUGCGGAUAAGAGGGAUAUGAAUGCGUUGGGGAGGGCUCAAGUCUUACGAGUGAAGAAAUUUUCGAUUUAUUUCGAUCGUUGGGUUUGGAUGCACUUUGAUUUAUUAUUGUCAGCUGGACUGACUGACGGCGGGACGGCGGGGUUGAUUUGGGGAUUUAUUGGAGUCUCGUUGGGAUUCACACUUGUUUAUGCCAGUAUAGCCGAGAUGGCUUCGAUGGCCCCCACAGCUGGUGGACAGUACCAUUGGGUGUCAGAAUUCGCACCGAGAAGAGGACAGAAAUUCCUCAGCUACAUGACAGGAUGGCUCUCUGCGAUGGGUUGGCAAUGUGCAAUCGUCUCCAUUGCUUACCUGGCCGGAACUAUCAUACAGGGCCUAAUCGUAUUGAAUCGGCCAGACUAUGACUUCCAGCGCUGGCAUGGGACUAUGUUAGUCAUUGCCAUUUCGACCUUUUCCAUCAUCUUCAACACUUUCUUAGCAAAGAACUUGCCGUUUGUGGAAGGGCUGAUUUUGAUCAUCCAUGUCAUUGGAUUGUUUGCGAUCAUUAUUCCUCUGUGGGUGCUGGCACCAAGGAACAAUGCCUAUGCAGUCUUCACCCACUUCAACAAUGGUGGUGGUUGGGAUAGUGCUGGGACGGCAACACUAGUGGGCCUCUCCACCACCAUCACCUCCAUGCUGGGUUAUGACUGCUCUGUCCACAUGUCGGAGGAGAUCAAAGACGCUUCGGAGACGCUACCCAAGGCCAUGAUGUCCUCAGUGGCGGUCAACGGGGUAUUGGGAUUCAUUAUGCUUGUCACGCUGUGCUUCACCCUCGGAGAAGUCGAAACUGUGCUAGAAAGUGCGACGGGAUUCCCAUUCAUUCAAAUCUUCUACAACACGACGGGCAGCUUAGCAGCCACCAACGCCAUGACAGCCGUCCUCAUAGUAACCCUCACGGCUAGCACCAUCACCGAAGUCGCGACCGCAUCACGACAGCUGUGGUCUUUCGCUCGGGAUGAAGGUGUUCCCUUCUCAUCCUUCUUCGCCUACGUAACACCGGGAUGGAACAUCCCUCUCAACUCCGUGAUGGUGUCGCUGGCAGUGACUGUUCUCUUGUCAAUGAUCAACAUCGGAUCCCAGGUAGCUUUGAAUGCCAUCAUAUCUCUGACAAUCACGUCCUUGAUGUCAGCGUACAUUGUGUCAAUUGGCUGCGUGCUCUUGAAGCGGCUCCGUGGAGAAUCUCUCCCACCUCACCGUUGGUCACUGGGCCGAUACGGCCUGGCGGUGAAUGUCGGAGCGCUAUGCUUCCUACUCCCCCUCUUCGUCUUUGCUUUCUUCCCCUGUCAACGCCCGUGA